This is a messenger RNA of Knipowitschia caucasica, 702 nucleotides long. The record is from the annotation of a GenBank genome assembly. NCBI's taxonomy places the organism in Eukaryota, Metazoa, Chordata, Actinopteri, Gobiiformes, Gobiidae.
AUGGGACACUUCAGCUUGGGACAGGCUGGAUGUGUCAUAGAGGGUUUUGCUGUGGCCUUCUUUGGAAUAGCAAGUUUAUGCACUGUAGCAGUGAUUUCAGUCGAACGCUUUGUCGUGGUGUGUUACCCUAUGGGAUCAGUGCUGUUCCAAACCAGACAUGCUGUUGCCGGCGUGGUGCUGUCCUGGGUUUGGUCUUUCAUCUGGAACACCCCCCCUCUCUUUGGGUGGGGCAGUUAUGAGUUGGAGGGCAUCAGGACCUCUUGUGCCCCCAACUGGAAUGGCCGGGACGGGGGCAACAUGUCCUACAUCAUCUUGUACUUCCUGCUCUGCUUCGCUCUGCCCUUCUCCAUCAUCAUGCUGUCCUACACACGGCUGCUGUGGACGCUGCACCAGGUGAACCUCUCAGUGCUGGGAAGACAAUCCAGGGUGAGUAAGCUGCAGGUGUCAGCGGGGGGCAGUACUCAGCGUGUCCAGAUGCAAGUGGCCCGCAUGGUGGUGGUCAUGGUGCUGUCCUUCUUGGUGACCUGGCUGCCGUACGCGUCCAUGGCCCUGGCUGUGAUCCUGGUGCCCUCCCUGUACAUCGACCCAGUCAUAGCCACCAUCCCUGUGUUCUUAGCCAAGAGCAGCACAGUCUACAACCCCAUCAUCUACAUCUUCAUGAACAGACAGGCAAGCACCAUCUGCCAACACUGCAAACUCUGA